Chenopodium quinoa (quinoa) is the source of this 5028-nucleotide messenger RNA. RefSeq names its product ATPase 10, plasma membrane-type-like. Gene Ontology annotation, biological process: regulation of intracellular pH; proton export across plasma membrane. The transcript has 21 exons. Gene Ontology annotation, cellular component: plasma membrane. NCBI's taxonomy places the organism in Eukaryota, Viridiplantae, Streptophyta, Magnoliopsida, Caryophyllales, Amaranthaceae. The coding region runs from base 1502 to 4321 and encodes 939 amino acids. Gene Ontology annotation, molecular function: ATP hydrolysis activity; ATP binding; P-type proton-exporting transporter activity. The record is from RefSeq and is a predicted model, not a curated record.
UUUUUCAAUAGGUAAACGUUUCUGUGAGGGAAAUUUUUUUUGUGGGGAAAGGGGGGAAGGAAAGUACAGGGAGCUAAACAGAAAAUGUUGAGUUUGCUAAAAAUGUGGCAUAUUCUACCAGAUGUCUGCUUUCAAAACACAGUGUAAAAUUUCUUGCAAUUGUUAAUGUUGAAGUUAUAUGGUUAAUAAUAAGGAAGAUGCUUUUCGUUAGAAUUUAAUGCGCUCAAGAUCCCAUAAAUAGAAGAGAUCGAUUGCCUAGUCCUGUUUAGGUGUGUGGAGCUUCAAACUGAAGUCCUGAAGGCUGGAACUAUACUAUCUAUGAACAGGAAAACAUAAAGAUUUUGGUCACUUUCCAUCCCAUCGUAAUUCUCAGCACAUUUGCUUGAGUGAAAAUUUACGGUAUAGCUGAUUAAGGUAGCACAUUAUUAUGUAGUUCAGACAUAAUUUACUGAGCUAAACUGGCCUGUGUAAGUGACAUGGCCGGUUCUGAUCCUGAGUAACUCUUCAUCUUAUAAGAGGGUUAUCCUGCAAGGUUAAAACAGAAUAGACCGUUUGGUUUUGAAUGUUGGGGCUUUAAUUUAAUAGUUUGAAGGGUAGUUGUUUUCUCUGAUGAUCUUCCAACCACCAGUCAAACAUUACUCAACUUCAAAGCCCUUUACAAAAAUGUCAUCCAACUUUCCCCUCAAAAUCCCACUUUUUCUCUACAAUAACCACACUCACUACAAGUUGUGCUCUUGCUCCAAGUUCAAAUUAUACGAGUUUCUUAAGUGCUUACGCAAGUAAGUUUAAAUAUUCAUUUUGAUUAUCUCAAAUUAUCAUUAAAUCUUCAGGUUAAGGGUCAUAAUCAUAUUUUAAUUGUGCAUGUGUAUGUGUUUGUUAUGAAUUAAGUUAUGUAGCCCUUUGAAAUUUCCCUUCUCCUUCCCGCCUUUUGUGUUUCUUGGCUUAACAUACUGGUUGCUUCUUACUUUUAAUUGUGUUUAUGAUUGUGAAUUCAACCAUUUGGAAUCAAUGCAUGCUUGUAUUUGAGUUGGUUAUGUGAUGUUCCUAAAGAGAUGACAUUUUGAUGAGUGAAUUUCAGAACAUGGAGGUAGCUUAUAUGGCUCGAUCACUUCAACCAUCUGAUACCACUAUCAGUGUUUUGGACCAUUAUUAUGGUUGGCAAAGUGGUGAAUUUUUUUAAUUUAAGUACAUCAGCACUUUGGUGAUUGUAACUAAAAACUAAGUUGAGUUUGAAUUUUAGAUCAUAUUAGUCAGCAUAUACAAUUUUCUGGUUGUAAUUAUGAUUUGCUUUAUCCAUCAUUAGUAUAUGCAACCUCUUCAUGAUGGCAUUCAUUUCUUGUAUCUAAUUAAGGAUGAGGUAAAUAGAAGAUAAUUCUAAAUGCAUAUUCAAAAGCUUGUAUAGGGACACUUGCAUCUGCUUAGUUACAGUGGAGCCUGGCAGCCUGCACUUAUAAUUUGCCGAGUGAUUGGUUUAUCAGGUCCGCAGGCUGUAACUUGAGUCAUGGCAGAAGGUCUGAAGGAGCCACUUUUAAAUCCUCAGGAAUUUAUGAGAGAUGGGAUUGAUUUGGAACGUUUACCUAUGGAAGAAGUUUUUGAGCUAUUGAAAUCCUCACAAAACGGCCUUUCAACUCAGGAUGCUGAAGUCCGCUUGAAGAUUUUUGGACCCAAUAGACUUGAAGAAAAGCCGGAGAACAAAGUAUUGAAAUUUCUUAGUUUCAUGUGGAAUCCUUUGUCAUGGGUUAUGGAAGCUGCUGCUGUGAUGGCACUUGUCCUUGCCAAUGGAGGACACCAAGGACCAGACUGGCAGGACUUUGUAGGCAUCAUGUGCUUGCUGCUCUUAAACUCAACAAUUAGCUUUUUGGAGGAAAAUAAUGCAGGGAAUGCUGCUGCAGCACUUAUGGCACACUUAACUCUGAAGACAAAGGUCCUUAGAGAUGGACAAUGGCAAGAGCAAGAUGCAACUGUUCUAGUUCCUGGAGAUAUUAUUAGCAUAAAGCUUGGUGACAUCAUUCCUGCAGAUGCUCGUUUACUAGCAGGAGACCCUCUAAAAAUCGACCAGUCUGCUCUUACUGGGGAAUCUUUGCCUGUCACGAAGAGAAGUGGCGACGAAGUGUUUUCAGGAUCUACAUGCAAGCAUGGAGAAAUAGAAUCUGUAGUAAUAGCAACUGGGGUGCAUUCUUUCCUUGGAAAGGCGGCAUACUUGGUGGAUAGCACUGAAGUUGUUGGACAUUUCCAGCAGGUCCUUACUGCCAUUGGGAAUUUUUGCAUUUGCUCCAUAGCAGUAGGAAUGAUUAUUGAGAUCAUUGUUAUGUUCCCUAUUCAACACUGUGCUUACAGGAGUGGGAUAAACAACCUUCUUGUUCUAUUGAUUGGUGGAAUACCCAUAGCUAUGCCAACGGUUCUGUCUGUGACACUUGCAAUCGGUUCCCAUCGUCUAUCUCAACAGGGUGCCAUUACAAAAAGGAUGACAUCAAUCGAAGAAAUGGCUGGGAUGGAUGUUCUAUGCAGUGAUAAAACAGGGACUUUAACUCUGAACCGUCUCACAGUUGAUCGUAGCCUCAUUGAGGUUUUUAACAAAGACAUGGAGAAAGACACGGUUAUCUUAUUUGCAGCAAGAGCAUCAAGGCUAGAAAAUCAAGAUGCCAUUGAUGCUGCCAUUGUUAAUAUGCUUAGUGAUCCAAGGGAGGCACGCGCAAAUAUCCAAGAAAUUCACUUCCUGCCUUUUAAUCCUGUUGACAAGCGUACAGCUAUAACUUACAUAGAUAGUGAUGGUAAAUGGUACAGAACCAGCAAAGGAGCCCCUGAACAGAUUCUAGCUCUCUGCCAAGAGAAAAAUGAGAUUGCUGGAAAAGUGCUAGAAAUGAUUGACAGAUUUGCUGAAAAGGGAUUGAGGUCUCUUGCAGUUGCCUUGCAGGAAAUUCCAGAGAAAACAAAGUCAAGUCCAGGAGGCCCUUGGAUGUUUUGUGGACUGCUACCUCUUUUUGAUCCCCCAAGGCAUGAUAGCGCUGAGACCAUUCGAAGAGCUCUUAAUCUUGGAGUUUGUGUCAAGAUGAUUACAGGUGAUCAACUGGCAAUUGCAAAGGAGACUGGUCGACGCCUUGGUAUGGGAACUAAUAUGUAUCCAUCAUCAUCACUGUUGGGACAUGACAAGGAAGAAACUGUAGCCCUUCCGAUAGAAGAGCUCGUUGAAAUGGCUGAUGGCUUUGCCGGUGUUUUCCCAGAACACAAGUAUGAAAUAGUGAAAAUUUUGAAAGAAAAGCGACAUGUUGUGGGAAUGACCGGGGAUGGUGUGAAUGAUGCACCAGCCUUAAAGAAGGCAGAUAUUGGAAUAGCAGUGGCAGAUGCUACAGAUGCUGCAAGGAGUGCAGCUGAUAUUGUACUAACAGAACCUGGCUUAAGUGUGAUUAUCAGUGCUGUCCUGACUAGCCGGGCCAUAUUCCAGAGGAUGAAAAACUACACAAUAUACGCGGUCUCCAUAACCAUCCGCAUUGUGCUUGGUUUCAUGCUUUUGGCCUUAAUCUGGGAGUAUGACUUCCCUCCGUUCAUGGUUCUGAUCAUAGCAAUAUUAAAUGAUGGAACCAUCAUGACCAUUUCCAAAGAUCGUGUCAGACCAUCUCCUAGUCCUGACAGCUGGAAACUUUUUGAGAUUUUUGCAAUUGGCACUGUCAUAGGGACAUAUCUUGCCUUAGUCACUGUAUUAUUUUACUGGGUUAUAAAAUGCACAGAUUUCUUUGAGAAGCAUUUUGGUGUGAGUUCUCUAUCCGGAAACUCUGAGAAAAUUUCAUCUGCUAUAUAUCUGCAAGUAAGCGUUAUCAGUCAGGCCCUCAUCUUUGUUACUCGCAGCCAGAGCUGGUCAUUUCUGGAGAGACCAGGAGUGCUUCUCAUGUCUGCAUUCGUCGUAGCCCAACUGGUUGCCUCAUUGAUAACAGUUUAUGCAAACAUUGGUUUUGCUUCAAUCAGUGGGAUUGGAUGGGGUUGGGUUGGUGUCAUAUGGCUAUACAGUCUGGUUUUCUAUUUCCCUCUUGAUAUUAUCAAGUUCAUAGUCCGUUACGCUCUAAGCGGAGAAGCUUGGAAUCUUUUAUUUGACAAGAAGACUGCAUUUAGUUCUAAGAAAGACUACGGAAAGGAAGAGUGGGAAUUCGAGGGUGAGGAGCAACCUGUAACUCGAAGACGGAGUUGUAGUCUGAUUGCUGAACAGGCCAAAAGGCGUGCAGAAAUAGCCAGGUUACAGGAGUUUCACACAUCAAAAGGACAUGUGAAAUCGCUUAUGCGUUUAAAGAACUUGGAUCUUAAUUCAUUCUCAUCUGCACAUACAAUCUGAUAUGCCAUGCAAUACGAAUUUUGGGUGAACAAUUCUGCUUGCAUUCGCUUACAUGAAGAUCAGGAAUGCUUUCAAGAGUAGUGUUUGAAAGUACCUACAUUUUUUAAUUCAGAAAUUAAUAGUUCAUGCUCCAGAAAGCUUCUCUGAAUAACAUAGAUUCCAGUUUAUAGAACAUUAUCUGUUGUAGUUGUUUAAAUAUGACUCGUUCUUAUGGCUUAUAGACCCGAGAAAGUUGUUAUGUAAUUGCCUUACAAGUUAUUAUGGUAUUUAUCAGUUAUAUGGAGUAGUAUGCAGUAUCUGUUAUAAAACUGUCAUGGUUUGGAAAAGGUAUGAUACACCUUAUAUAAAAACCCAGGAGCUUGAAGAUAACUACCAGCACAAACACAACAAAAACGAACAUGAGUGGUUUAAGGAUUAUCAUCCUCUCAACGCACAAGUUUGAGAGAUUUCAGACUUUCAGUAGAGGCAUAAUGAUGUAAACAGGUAGGUAACAAUGAAAAGGUGGUGUAAAAAUGAAUUGACAAAAUAACAUCAUUUACAGGCAAUCUUUGAAUCUAGCGUUUCUAAACUAGCAGACCAAUAAACUGGAAGACGUGAAAAUCAACAAAUAACCAAAACUUGGCACAUUGGUGACUUGUAGUACCUCAGACCUUCAGCUAAUCAUAAUUUUCCUUCUGCAAGGAGAAGUUUGUUGAUAGUAUAUUAAG